AAAAACAGAAAAACAACGCGGCGACCAAGACUUCGAAUGCCCCUUGCCGAAGAAGAAAAAGCAAAGAAGACAGAGUGGCAUUUUUGUUGGUGUGUCCCGUAGGUGACUGUCGCUGUCGUGUGGUUGUCGCCCGUUGCUUCUUCCCGUUGGGCUCGAGUCUUCACCCGAACGGAAAUCAUCUGUGUGUCGGAGCGAAACUCUGGCGGAUGCAUCUGUGGACCCCAACCCCGGUCCCCCAUUUCCACUGUGCUGUGUUGUUGUUGUCUUCCCGUUGAGCUGAGUGGCAGAAGCAGAGCAUCAAAAGGAAAGACAACAUUUACGCACCCUCGCUACUCGCCUACUACAAGCGCUGCUCCUUCCUCGAACGGUGACGUUCGAGUAUCGACACAGACAGACAGCCAGGCAGCCAGACACAUACACACAGUGACCCGUCGGCGAAGAAUGCAGUUUUAUUACAUUACCGUACCCGACGGUGACCGCCCCGGUUGGUCGUGAUUAGAAACGAACGAUCACGCGCGAACGCAAAAGAGCAAAAGAAACAACGCCGUGGCUUUACUUGGUGGGCGACCGGAAAUCGGAUGAAAGCAGUGUAGCAGUACCGCUAAGAAAAGUUUACAUCCUUAUACAUUCGCCAGCAGACACAGACACAGAAAGAAGUGGUGCGUUGGGAGGGGACAAAACCGCGCAGCCGGGGGUUUGAGGGCAAAGGAUGCACACGUGGUGUGCUGCGCUGGCCAGAGAGUGUGAAAGUGUGAGGGCACAUGCCGAUGUGAUGUGGUGAGCGAGACUGGUGUGUGGUGCUGGUAGGGCGGUGCUGGUGUCGCGAAACUCUUGUUCUUCCACUUCUUUCCAUCGUCCGUCGUGGCAGCCGCGCGCCGGUGCAUUCUAGAUAGCAGAUUCUUUGUUGCACGGGGCAUACCACCGUUGCAUCCUUUGUGUGUGAAGCCGUGUGUGUGUGUGAGUGUGUUUGUACCAGCACAGGGAGGACCAGCUUUCUUGUCUUUUGUGUGUCGGCGAGUCAGUGGAAAAGAAAAUCCGCAAUUUCAGUUCACUUAUUGUGCGCUGCUGGCGGUGGUCUUGUACAGUGCGCGUGGCCAAGAAGAAGACAUCGGCCGUGUGGUGCCCUAAACUUAUCGAUAAAGCAAAUCCACGCGCCAGUGUAGUGGGUGUGCAAAAAGCUCGCACGAAUCGAGUUGGUGUGCGUUUUUAUUGCGGAUGUGCCAGCCAAACCGAGCAGCCGAAACGCUAAAAAGGUGACCCCCCGGGUGAGGACGCUCAUCCGCGUGCUAUAUCGAUUCUAUGUGUGGUGCUAUUCCGUGUAGUGGUUGCUCGAGUGUGCUAGUUUGAUUGUUCCCAGGCGCCCUUCCUCUCUCCCGACCUUUAUUCCUUCCACCACACCACAACCACGGUCAGGCUGGUUUACCCGGGCACGAUGAAUGCAGCGCCGGAUUUCGGGACCGCAAUCCGGCAGAACGGCUCGCCCAAGCACGACUUUCCGCUGCAGAACGGUCCGAACCAUCAUCCGGUCGAGUACCAGAAUUACAUCGGGGGCGGUGCUGGCGGUGGCGGUGGUGGUGGUAUGCAAACCCAACAACCAAACCAUCAACAGCAACAACAGCAGCAGCAGCAGGAUCUGACCAUCGAUGGCAUACCGAACAAUUUCCCCCAUCGGCGAUCGCGCGCCUCGAGAACGUUCAAGAAUCCGCCCCAGCCGCACAUGUGCAUCAAGGAGCGGACGCUGGACGGGAAGGAGGUGUUCAUCAACGUGCUCAGCUGGACGCGUAUCGCCAACCCGGACAAUCCGGACGCACCGAUACCACUGUACGGGGGCAUGAAAGUGGGCAAGAUUCCACCCGGCAGCCCGAAAGCGCCACCGCUCGUCUACGCCGUAAUGGCCAGCCCGGAGGUACUGAAGAAGGCUGGUCGUAAAUGCCCCGACACACCGGAACGAAUGAAUCUGGUCGAUUUGAUGUGCGAGUUUGUGGAAGCCAUGAAUCCUUCUUUACAUCUGUCGAGAAAACCUGAAAUACUCAAGGACCGCGACCUGUCCGGCGAGCUGAAAGACGUGUGGAGUGCGGUGCAGGCGUGCCGCGAUAAGGGCCGCUCGGACAACGGGCCGCCCGAGAAUCUAGUCGUGUACACCGAGUUCGGCCCGGACAGUGCACCCAGCUACGAGCAGACGAUACAGCAACAUCACCACCAGCAGCAGCAUCAGCAGCAGCUACAAUAUCAGCAACAGUACGAUCAGCUUCCAAACACACCCGACCAGCAAGGCCGUUUUCCAUUAUCAGCUGGCCAGCAGCAGCAACAGCAGCAGCAUCAUUACCCUUAUCAUCAUCAACAACAACAACAACAAAGUGCAAUUACUCACAACAACCACAGCAACUCCUCCAUACUGACCAGUAUUGAACCGAUCUCAACGCUCUCCGCUACGGACGGUGCUAACGGAACCGAUGGCUCGCCUCAGAACGGAUCCAGCUGCUACGCCAUGCUGGACGAGUUUCUCUCGAAGGAAGCGGAAAGCCUGCGACUGUCGGCGAGCAACGGUAGCAACGGAACGACACUGCCUAACGCGGACGGUAACGCGAACUCCACACUGACCUCGUCUUCUUCUUCUUCAUCUACUCCAACCGUGCCACAAACGUCACCGACGAAUCCCCCGACGUCGGCCGCAGCAGCAGCAGCCAGCGCAACGCCCGCACCGGUGCCUGCAAAAGAAUCGUCGAAAAGCUCCUCGGGGCACACCUUUUUUCCUAUGUUUCGCUCGUCGAAAAGCAGCUCUAGCAGCAGCAGCAGCAGCAGCACUACUACUAACAGCAAUAGUAGCAGUGGUGCUAACAACAACACUGCCAACAACGCACAGCUAAGCGCCGGCAGUCAGGCAGGCGAGAAACCGACGGUAAAUGGUGGUAGCGAACCGGCCGCUCCCGCGUCUUCCGCCCCGACCAGUGACAGUGCACAGGGUGCGCCCGAACCGCCCACCCCGAAGGCGGCCAAAACGAGCAGCAAAAAGAGUGGGCUUAACUUUUUCCGCCGCAACAAAUCGUCGACGGCAGCGGCGGCGUCGGACACCGCCUCCAGCAAGAAGGACCCGUCCACCACACCAACCAAACAACCUCCCGCCCCGGUGGUGGUGGCCAGUGUGCUACCGGCUGGGCUUUCUUCCGCUACCUCCGCACCGGCCACGCCGGCAGCUACCGGGGCCGCGUCGACCGGCCCAACCGAGGCCAAGCUGCAGGACAACAUGCCGGAUGCUUUGCCGUCGCACGGUUUAGCUAACCAUCGUACCCAUCAGCACAGUGGCGCGUACCAUCUGGACGGUGGUAGCAAUAAUGGCAGCAAUGGUGGAGGCGGCGAUGGUGAAAUGCACGAAACCGCCAGUGCGGCCACGAUCGCGGCAAAGUAAGGACGGCUGGGGACAUCGUACGCAUGAGUGCGAGGGACAGACCCUGUGGCAUGUGAUAUUUUCGGCUGGGCAGGACCCUUCCUUCCCCCCUUCCCUCUCCUUCUUCGGACGGUGGGCAAGAGAAAAACGAUGAGUGUGGAUUGAUGGUUAUUGACGAUUUAAGUAUUAUUCGAUUCGAUUCACACAUCAUCCGCACAUUCAGCUGUGUAAUUUGGAUACAGGGGGCCGUUUGUGGGUGUGUGUGUGGUGAGGUGCAUAGGUGUGUGUAUGUGUGUGUAUGUGGGAAUGUUUGUGGUAUGUAAAUAGCAGUCGCAGGAAGGGGAAAACGAUAAAAAAAUAGCGAAAAGUGUGCAAGUAUAUCGCUGCAGCAGCAUUUCAGUCAUCAUCUUCACCGUCAUAGAAGAAUGCGUGCGUGUUACAAUUGUUAACGCAACGGGCAGCAUUUGCGCCCAAGUUUGGUACCAUGAUCAUGCAGUAAAGCUCCUCUUCCCCACUGCAGAGUAGUGUGUAUUAGCUUCAUCCAAAUUCAUCGCCAUCAAUCAUGCCGAUGCACGGAGAAGCUUCAAGCCCCCUCCUCAAACGCUACUGCCAUCUGAACUCUCAUUCUCCACCCCCUUUGGCUAAAAGGGAUGGGAACCAGUAGACUUAUCAACAAUCGAUUUUAAACGCACGGCAGGAAUAGGAAACGAAACUUUUGUACCAGCGGGUUACGACCCACAGCGUCGUAAGCUACCUUUCGCAGUGCUUUUGCUGUAGGGAUGCUUAGACAAAUGACGCUAGUGUAUGUGUGUGUGUGUCUCUUUUUUGCAUGAAACACAAUACCACAUAUUCAUUGGUGGGCAAGCAAAGAGAGAAAGAGAUAUAAAAAACGUAUUAAUGCUCGCUCGCAUGUAGAGCGGAAAGCAGCUAGCAGUAUUGCUUUUAAACCAUUGGCUUCCCGUAGUCAGGCAGUAGUCCCGAAAUCCGCAUGGUGCGGUAGCAUAAAUAAGCGCACACUAUUGUGUGAACAUUAGUAUGAAAUUCAAACGCGCGGUUGUAUGGCGGCUACCACAACACGGUGCUUGUUGAGAGAUUGUGGUUCUGCAGCAGUGGAGAGAUACGAUAGUCAGCAGAAGCAUAACACGCUGAUGAGCGGCUGUUAAUGUGCAUAGUAGUGUUGUCAAUUUUGCGGAAGAGAAAGGUAAUGUAGGUAUGCGGAAAUGGAAAAAAAGUGUUAAAAAGGACAAGAAAGGGAAGAUGGCGAUGCUGCAGAAGGCGAACAGUAGCGAGGACCUCAGGCUGGUGUGUAAAUGCGUGUUACAAAGUACAUUGCUAAUAUCGAUCGAUCGUUCUCGUUUUGGGCACUGAAAGGAUGGAGGGG
Molecule: messenger RNA, 4766 nt
Organism: Anopheles merus
Lineage: Eukaryota; Metazoa; Arthropoda; Insecta; Diptera; Culicidae
Exons: 5
Coding region: 1433-3406 (657 amino acids)
Cellular component (GO): cytoplasm
Source: RefSeq, a predicted model, not a curated record